Molecule: messenger RNA, 1572 nt
Organism: Tripterygium wilfordii
Lineage: Eukaryota; Viridiplantae; Streptophyta; Magnoliopsida; Celastrales; Celastraceae
Exons: 5
Coding region: 423-1424 (333 amino acids)
Source: RefSeq, a predicted model, not a curated record
UUAAAAGCCGCCAUUUCCAUUUUCCAAACCAAGACCAUUCCUCACUCUCUUCUGCUCUGUCUUCCUCAUUUUCUUGCCUUGUUUUUUUUUCCCUCCAUUUAUUCGGAGUGAGUUUAAAUCUGACGGAGAAGAAGUGAGGAACAGUGAGUAUCGGCCUUCCGGAGUUUCCAAGAGAGAACAUCGAAACCCUAAUCCAGCGAAUGAGGUACAUUGCCAUACUUUAUUUACAUAACCAAAUUUACUAGAAUCCUGCUUCAAAGAUGUGUUGGGUUGGGCUGUUAUAGGAUGAAUUGGCUGAGGAAGUUGGAUACCUCCCACAUUGGUUUUACAUUUUCUAUGUAUUUGCAAGGGGACCAACUGUUUUGAUAGGUCCUAUUUGGCUGACUUGGCGUCUUCCCUCCAACACCUUGUGCGCCUUUAAGAUGAAACCAAGGGAAAAUGUAGAAUCUAGAGCUCAGAGAGCAAAAGCAAUCCAAGGUGAUGGGCCGAAUUGGAUUCUUGUUGCUGGUGGUGCCUUAUUAAGUACAUUGUCAAUUCGCCUUGGUUACAAGCUGAAGCAAACUCUUGACUCAAAGCAACAAGCAAAUUCUAGUAGCAGUCCAAAAGGGAAUGGAAUAUCUUCCGAUAGACGGGGACCACCUGGUUUCCAUUUGCAUUCAAAUAUGUAUUCCUUUCCACACGACAAUGAUGGUUGCUUUCACUGCGUUUCAGGGAACGAAAGCAUGGAGUUGAAGUACCCGCCCAGUGGCCAGGUGCUUUCUGACUCUGAUGUUACUCUUCCACUGGUUACAGUUCCCUCCACUGAAUAUCACAAGGAGAAUGGUGUUAUUUGGGCAUCUUCUCCUGAUCGUUUGGAGUUGCCUCCCAAGCCUUUUCACCAUUCAAAUUGCUCAGAUUCUCCAUGUGUCUCAGAAUCUGGUUCCGACAUAUUCAUCAAGCGGGAAGUGAUACACAAGCUUAGGCAGCAAUUGAAGAGGAGAGAUGACAUGAUACUUGAGAUGCAAGAUCAGAUUGCAGAGUUGCAGAAUUCACUCAAUGCUCAGGUUGCACAUUCCACUCAUUUGCAAUCGCAGCUUGACGCUGCGCACAAGGACUUGUUUGAUUCGGAGAGAGAAAUUCAGAGGCUGAGAAAGGCAAUUGCGGAUCAUUGUGUAGGACAUGUGGGCACAAAUGGCGAGGAAAAACAUGGAAAUCUAAGUGAAGAAAUGGUCACAUCAAUGGUGAGAGUAAUCGAGUCAUUGGAAAAAGGGAGGGGAGAUGGGGAAAGAAUUGAGAAGCUGAAGAGCAUAGUUGGAGAGUUAAAGGAGGUGAUUGAAGGAAAGGAAUAUGUGCUGCAGAGCUAUAAGGAGCAGAAAGCAGAGCUGUCCAUGAAGAUCAAGGAGUUACAACAGAGAUUAGAUUCUCGGCUACCUAAUAUUUUGUAGGCAGACCCCUUAGUUUCCUGUGUAUUAUUUUCUUGUCUUCCUUGUAAUGGUUUUGGGUCUCAAUAUGUAGGAGACGCUUCCCUUUCUCCUUUUCUUUCUUUCCAUGUUUGGAUUUGCUUGAAUGUUAAGACAGUGGUUUAUACUUGUG